AUGGAAUACGAGAUUAUGCUGUUGUGCAAUACAUUGGGAAUUGGAAUUGUUGUGAUGAUUAUCCUUUAUCAUUUGAUUGGUACAAAAGAAGAUAAGAAAACAUAUUGA
Paramecium tetraurelia is the source of this 108-nucleotide messenger RNA. RefSeq lists its product as uncharacterized. NCBI's taxonomy places the organism in Eukaryota, Ciliophora, Oligohymenophorea, Peniculida, Parameciidae. The coding region runs from base 1 to 108 and encodes 35 amino acids. The transcript has a single exon. The record is from RefSeq and is a predicted model, not a curated record.